Miscanthus lutarioriparius is the source of this 3477-nucleotide messenger RNA. The record is from the annotation of a GenBank genome assembly. NCBI's taxonomy places the organism in Eukaryota, Viridiplantae, Streptophyta, Magnoliopsida, Poales, Poaceae.
AUGGAGCCGCCGCCGCCUCCUGCUCCGGCGACCCACUCCGCGCCCGUCCGCGUGCUCUCCCGCACUCCGCCGCCGGCCUCCCCGACCCCCUCCUCCGCGGGCCCCGCCCCGUCGCCCGCCUCCCGCGACGGGGUCGUCGCCGUCGGCUUCGUGGGCGGCGCGGGGAGCGCACGCCUCGCGGACCGGAUCCUCGACGGCCACGUCUUCUCCCCCGGUGGCUCGGCGGGGAGCCUCGCCGGGAGCGUCAGGUAUCACCGCGACGCCGUCAGGAGGAUGGUGUUCCUUCACCUCACGCCGCCGCCCGCGCCGCUCGAGGCGGUGGCAGGAGGCUGCCGCGACGGAGACCUCCCGGAGAUGCUCUUCAUGUUCUCUGUCUGCCACGUAAUUAUAUUUCUGCAAGAAGGCUUCAGAUUUAACACACAAACCUUAAAGAAGUUCCGACUGCUGCAAUCUUCAAAGCAUGCUCUCGCUCCAUUCGUCAAGUCAUUGGUAGCAGCUGCAAUGCCUGCCAAAGCUGUUGCCUCUGACACCCCAACAAGAGCAACCCACAGGGCUUCCUCCAUCUCCCCUCCAGCGCGCCGUGGAGGUCACUCAGGUCGUCAGUCCUCGGCCAUCUCACUUAUGUCCGGAACCAGUUCAAAUGCUUCUGUACUGCCAGGCCAAUGCAUUCCUAUAUUGCUCUUUGUCUUUGAGGAUGAUGCGCUUGAUGUUUCAAGUGCUGCAGCAAGUUCUGAUGAUAUGGGUGAUGCAUCUUCAUCAAAUCAGGGUUCUACCUCUGAUGGAUUAUCAAAACAAAGCUUAGCUUCAAAGAGUUCUGGUUCAGUGGUUAUGUUUGCCCGAGCAGCAAACAAAUCUGAGGGUAAUUCAGGCAAAAAACUGCAUUCAUCCCUGGAGGGACAGAUCCGUGUCUUGCUCAAGAAGUGCAGGGUACUUGCAGGCAUGGAGCCAGGGCAUAUUGGCCCGAGGGGUGUAAGUAACAUGAGUCAUCAUUUACCCCUGUUCUCACUCGAUACCUCGAGGGUUGUUGCACUGUUGGAACGGUACAUUAAUAAGAAACGGGAGCCACUGGACAUCAUUGCAGGACUAUUUGAAGACUCUUUGUGCUCCAAAUCACCAUUGGAUAUUCUUUCACUGGAAAACAACUACCACCCAACAAACCAUGAUGACUUUCAGUUGAUCAAGGAUUUUAUAUUUCGGCAGUCUGAUGCGCUGAGAGGGAGAGGGGGAUAUUCAAGCAAUGCAAGUGCUGGGUCUGUUGCUGGUGUUGGCAUGGUGGCUGCUGCUGCUGCUGCAGCAGCAGCAUCAGCUGCAUCUGGGAAACCAGCUAAUGCACCUGAUCUCCCUACUUUUGAUAAAUGGUUGUCCAUGAGUACCUCUAUUCUGACUGCACUGCUGAGUGGUCAGUCUGAAAGCAAGACUAAUACAAGUCCUAGUGAGAAGAAUGACCAACUUCCUGCUGCAGGAUCUAAUGCCAUUGAGAUCGCAUUAUCGUGCUUGGAAAGUUAUAAUGGGCUGAACAUGAAAUUUUCUUCAUCAUGGUGCCAAAGGGUGCUUCCAGCUGCUAAGGAGAUUUACCUGAAAGGUUUGCCUGCCUUUUACCCCACAAGCAUGCAUGAAGUGCAGCUACAGAAGGCAUUGCGGUCCUUUGGCUCGAUGGUUAAAGGACCAGCAGUCAGGGUAUUCUCAAAGAAGCUAGAAGAUGAGUGCCAGGCAAUAUGGGAAUCUGGAAGGCAGCAAUGUGACGCUGUUAGCCUAACUGGCAGACCAUGUAAGCACCGCAGGCAUGGCGAUUUCUCUUCUCCAGAUGCAAUGAAACCACAUUCUAGUGGAUAUGUCUUCCUCCAUGCAUGUGCCUGUGGCCGGUCACGUCGCCUUAGAGAUGAUCCUUUUGACUUUGAGACAGCCAAUGUGUCUUUUAAUUGUUUCCAAAAUUGCGAUGAUCUACUACCUACCCUUGCGCUUCCAAGAGGCAGCGAUGCUGGUUCAUUUUCAGUAUCCUCUUGGCGCUUGGUGCGUCUCGGAGGAGCAAGAUAUUACAAGCCAACAAAGGGGCUCCUCCAAAGUGGAUUUAGCUCCAAGGAGAGGUAUCUUCUAAGGUGGAUUAUAUCUGUUGGUAAGGGGCAAGUGAGACAUGGCAUCCGUUCUAAUACUGUUACCUCAUCCACAAGAUCUGGUAUGAACCCUCAGACUCCCCCAAUAGUCACUGGUGAAGUAAAAUCUGCUGUAACCCAAGUCACAGCACAAAUUAAAUCUGCAAAGCUCGAAAGUUCUGGAAAACAACCUGAAAUGGAACCAAUGAGCAACUCAAGUAUUAAUUUUGGUAAAGGUCUGCCAAAUUUUACUAUGAAAAAACCCUUUGCUGAAGUUGUUGCUGGCACCACAUCAAAAGAUUCCGAAUUUCCUGCUCUUCAGCAGAUGAGGCCACCGAAACCUGGUGGUCGAAAAGAUAAGCGCCAAAUGAAUGUAGGAGACCAGAUUAAUGGCCGGGGUCAUGCGGCUGUCAGCCAAGGGCCUGUAGCUGAAACUGAAUCCGCGAAAGCAAGCAGAAACAAGAGUAGUGAAAAUUCUGAUGGGAAGCCCUUUUUACAGAUAGGGAGCAAUAUAGUACCAGUGAUUGUUGGAAAUGAGACUAGAGAAACUAGUCUGCUGGUACAACAGUUUGUUGUGUAUGUUGGAUUUGAGCAUGAGUGUCCCUAUGGUCAUCGCUUCUUACUGUCAGAGAAACAUAUGAAGGAGAUUGAUUCUUCCUGUUUGCAGUAUCAAAGACCUCAUGUAAACAAAGAAGCAGAAGGCAAGCAUGCACAAAAGUUGCUCCAAAAUGCAUCUGGUUUAAUUGCAUCUGCAGUGGACAUAAACAGUGCACGGAAAAACAGUAAGCCAUUGCAAUCAUCAGGGAGAAACAGCCAGCAGCAAUCACUUGAGCUGAGGGUUGAUGCAGAGACUUCACAACCUUCUCCUUGGCUUUCAGAUCCACAGAAUGGCAAAAGGGGGGAGCAUUAUUUUCCAAGCAUUACAAUUGAUGAUGGCGGAGAAGCAUUUUCACUGAUGAACAGAAACUUGCCAAUAUAUAUGCACUGUCCACAUUGCAAGAUCUCAGAAAGGAAGGAACAUCAAGAUGUAAAGUUUGCUGGUGCCGUGUCGCAACUUCAACGGAUUUUCAUUGUGACACCUGAUUUCCCUGUCCUGCUGACAAGCUGCCCACUUGUACAGUUUGAGGGGUCAUGUUUGCCAUCGAAUGUCUCUGAUCAUGAUCGAGAAGGAUCAUUCAGUAUUGGGUGCCGAGUUAUCCUCCCACCUGAGAGCUUUCUUACAAUGAGGCUUCCUUUUGUCUAUGGUGUUGAGACAAAAGAGGGAAGUACAUUUCCCCUCAAAAACUUUGAGCAACAACCAGAACUCACAGCAUGGCUUGUUGGAGGCACAGCCUUGCAAAUCGUAUCGGUAGGGGACGUCACUGAGAAAGAAACCAUUAUGAAGUGA